AAGAAGAAAGAGACACGCAUACAAAAGGAUUUAUUUCCUAUUCGUUAGUGGAUUGUUAAACCUGAGUGGGAAGCAGAAGGAAACAAGGGUGGGUUGUUUUAUUUUGUUCAUAAUUUUUUUCUUAAAAAAAAAUAAUAAUCCCUUAAGUGGAUUUGUACCAGUUUGGAAGAUAACUGGGGAUUUUUAUUGUUUGUUUUGGGAAUAGAAACUAAAAAAUGGAGACUGUAAGUAGAAGCAGCUUCCAGCCUCAUCCAGGACUGCAGAAGACCUUGGAACAGUUUCAUCUGAGCUCUAUGAGCUCCUUGGGUGGCCCUGCUGCUUUCUCGGCACGAUGGGCGCAGGAGAUGUACAAGAAAGACAAUGGCAAAGACCCAGCAGAACCUGUACUGCAUCUGCCCCCCAUUCAGCCUCCUCCGGUAAUGCCUGGUCCCUUCUUCAUGCCCUCGGACAGAUCUACAGAGAGGUGCGAGACCAUCCUGGAAGGGGAAACCAUCUCCUGCUUCGUGGUGGGUGGAGAAAAGCGGCUUUGCUUGCCCCAGAUCCUGAACUCGGUGCUCAGGGACUUCUCCCUGCAGCAGAUUAAUUCGGUGUGUGAUGAGCUACAUAUUUACUGCUCCAGAUGCACUGCCGACCAGCUGGAAAUCCUCAAAGUCAUGGGCAUCCUGCCCUUCUCCGCUCCUUCCUGCGGGCUUAUCACUAAAACUGAUGCUGAGAGGCUUUGUAACGCCUUGCUUUAUGGUGGCACCUAUCCUCCCCACUGCAAGAAGGAAUUCUCUAGCACAAUUGAACUGGAGCUUACGGAGAAGAGCUUCAAGGUGUAUCAUGAGUGCUUUGGGAAGUGUAAGGGACUCUUGGUGCCAGAGCUUUACAGUAACCCCAGCGCAGCCUGCAUCCAGUGCUUGGACUGCAGGCUUAUGUACCCACCUCACAAAUUUGUGGUCCACUCUCACAAAUCUCUGGAAAACAGGACUUGCCACUGGGGCUUUGACUCUGCAAACUGGAGAUCCUAUAUCCUCCUCAGCCAGGAUUACACUGGGAAAGAGGAGAAAGCUAGACUGGGCCAGCUGUUAGAUGAAAUGAAAGAAAAAUUUGACUAUAACAACAAAUACAAGAGGAAAGCCCCCAGGGUCUCUUCAGAUCCUCCUGCUUCCAAAAAGCCCAAAAUAGAUGACUCUGCUUCCCAAUCUCCAGCUUCUACUGAGAAGGAAAAACAGUCCAGUUGGUUACGGUCCUUAUCCAGUUCAUCUAAUAAGAGUAUUGGCUGUGUCCAUCCCCGUCAGCGUCUCUCCGCUUUCCGGCCCUGGUCCCCUGCUGUAUCGGCCAAUGAGAAAGAGCUCUCAACCCAUCUCCCCACGCUGAUCCGAGACAGCUUUUACUCCUACAAAAGCUUUGAGAACGCUGUGGCCCCCAACGUGGCACUUGCACCUCCAGCUCAACAGAAAAUUGUCAGCAACCCCCCCUGUGCCACAGUGGUAUCGCGGAGCAGUGAGCCGCUGAGCACCGUCCAGCCACGGAAAAGAAAACUGGCUGCAGAGAACCCGGCUGUCCCGGAACCAGCGGCCACUGCGGCGGCAGUUACUGCCACUGAAGAGGAGAAGGAAUCAGAAGCAGAAAUUGAAGUAGAAACCAGGGAAGAAUUCACCUCCUCCUUAUCCUCGCUCUCCUCCCCAUCCUUUACUUCAUCCAGCUCUGCAAAGGACAUGAGCUCACCUGGGAUGCAAGCCCCAGUCCCCGUCAGCAGUUCAUACGAGGUUGCGACACAUUCUGACUCUCACAGCAGCGGGUUGGAAGCUGAGCUGGAGCACCUAAGGCAGGCCCUGGACAGUGGCCUAGAUACAAAAGAAGCCAAAGAAAAAUUCCUCCAUGAAGUUGUUAAGAUGAGAGUGAAGCAGGAAGAGAAGCUCAAUGCUGCCUUGCAAGCCAAACGCAGUCUCCAUCAGGAGCUGGAGUUCCUCAGAGUGGCCAAGAAAGAGAAACUGAGAGAAGCAACAGAGGCGAAGCGCAACUUAAGGAAAGAGAUUGAACGUCUGAGAGCCGAGAAUGAGAAGAAAAUGAAGGAAGCCAACGAGUCUCGGAUACGACUGAAGAGGGAACUGGAACAAGCCAGGCAGAUCCGGGUGUGCGACAAGGGCUGCGAAGCGGGCAGGCUCCGCGCCAAGUACUCAGCCCAGAUUGAGGACCUCCAGGUUAAGCUUCAGCAUGCAGAGGCUGACAGGGAGCAGCUCCGAGCUGACCUGAUGCAUGAACGGGAGGCUCGAGAACACUUGGAAAAGGUAGUCAAGGAACUUCAGGAACAACUGUGGCCUAAAGCGAGCAGUCAGGGCAGCAGUGAGAGCACGACGAGCACCAUGGAGAACUGA
Molecule: messenger RNA, 2360 nt
Organism: Antrostomus carolinensis (chuck-will's-widow)
Lineage: Eukaryota; Metazoa; Chordata; Aves; Caprimulgiformes; Caprimulgidae
Gene: SKI
Product: SKI proto-oncogene
Exons: 7
Coding region: 216-2360 (714 amino acids)
Biological process (GO): negative regulation of transcription by RNA polymerase II; negative regulation of transforming growth factor beta receptor signaling pathway; negative regulation of BMP signaling pathway
Cellular component (GO): transcription regulator complex; nucleus; cytoplasm
Molecular function (GO): SMAD binding; DNA-binding transcription factor activity, RNA polymerase II-specific; RNA polymerase II cis-regulatory region sequence-specific DNA binding
Source: RefSeq, a predicted model, not a curated record